Molecule: messenger RNA, 2601 nt
Organism: Scophthalmus maximus (turbot)
Lineage: Eukaryota; Metazoa; Chordata; Actinopteri; Pleuronectiformes; Scophthalmidae
Gene: pccb
Product: propionyl-CoA carboxylase subunit beta
Exons: 15
Coding region: 140-1822 (560 amino acids)
Cellular component (GO): mitochondrion
Molecular function (GO): propionyl-CoA carboxylase activity
Source: RefSeq, a predicted model, not a curated record
UCCAGGCCCCGCCUAUCAGUCAUGGCUACAGAUUCCGUUUUCCUGAUUGGCCGCGAGAGCUCGCCCCCCAAUUCGCUAUUGGCUCAAAUGUCCGCCUCUCAUUAUUGGCUGUCACCCGAGAAACACCAGCACAGCAGUAAUGGCGGCGGCCUUCAGUGUGGCUCGAAGCAGCUGCGGACUGAUAAACGGGCUGAGGACGUCUCUCAGGGGUUUGGCGCCGUUGAAACAUGGCGCAGUCGCCGCUUCGGUACCGGGGACGGGCCUGCACCGGGGCUGCCGCCGGUACUCGGUCGGCCACCUGUCCGUGAAGGAGAGGGUCGACGAGAAGCGGAGGGCGGCGCUAGUCGGGGGAGGUCAGAGCAGAAUAGAUGCUCAACACAAAAGGGGCAAGCUGACGGCGAGGGAGCGAGUGCAGCUGCUGCUGGACCCCGAGUCCUUUGUGGAGACGGACAUGUUUGUGGAGCACCGGUGCUCCGACUUCGCCAUGGAGCAGGACAGAAACAAGUUCCCUGGUGAUAGCGUCGUGACUGGCCGAGGCCGGAUCAACGGCAGACUGGUCUACGUAUUCAGUCAGGACUUCACAGUUUUUGGUGGCAGUCUGUCUGGUGCUCAUGCACAGAAGAUCUGUAAGAUCAUGGACCAGGCCAUGACGGUCGGGGCCCCGGUCAUUGGGCUGAACGACUCUGGCGGAGCUCGGAUCCAGGAGGGAGUGGAGUCUCUGGCUGGAUACGCAGAUAUCUUCCUGAGGAAUGUAUUGGCUUCCGGAGUUGUCCCUCAGAUCUCCCUCAUCAUGGGUCCUUGUGCAGGAGGAGCCGUCUACUCCCCCGCUCUGACAGACUUCACCUUUAUGGUUAAGGACACAUCAUACCUGUUCAUCACAGGACCUGAUGUUGUGAAGUCUGUCACCAACGAAGACGUGACCCAAGAGGAGCUCGGUGGAGCCAAGACGCACACCUCUGUGUCUGGCGUGGCUCACCAUGCGUUCGAGAACGACGUCGAGGCCCUGCUCAACCUGCGGGAGUUUUUCAACUUCCUGCCGCUCAGCAAUCAGGAUCCCGCCCCCAUCAGGGAAUGUCACGACCCCAGCGAUCGCCUGGUGCCUUCAUUGGACACCAUUGUCCCGUUUGAGUCAACCAAAGCCUAUGACAUGUUGGACAUCAUUCAAUCAAUUGUAGAUGAGAGGGAUUUCUUUGAAAUCAUGCCCAACUACGCCAAGAACAUUGUGGUGGGAUUCGCCCGUAUGAAUGGACGCACUGUGGGCAUCGUGGGUAACCAGCCCAAAGUGGCUUCUGGCUGUCUGGACAUCAACUCGUCGGUGAAGGGAGCCCGCUUCGUACGCUUCUGCGACGCAUUCAACAUUCCCAUCAUCACCUUCGUGGAUGUUCCCGGCUUCCUGCCAGGAACCGCGCAGGAGUAUGGAGGGAUCAUCAGACACGGAGCAAAACUGCUGUUUGCCUUUGCAGAGGCCACCGUCCCGAAAAUAACCAUCAUUACCAGAAAGGCUUAUGGUGGAGCCUAUGACGUGAUGAGCUCCAAACACCUGAGAGGAGACGUGAACUACGCCUGGCCCUCGGCUGAGGUCGCCGUCAUGGGCGCCAAGGGCGCUGUUCAGAUCAUCUUCAGAGGGAAGGAGAACCAGGCGGAGGCAGAGGCUGAAUACGUGGAGAAGUUUGCUAAUCCCUUCCCAGCUGCCGUUAGAGGUUUUGUCGAUGACAUCAUCGAGCCGUCGACCACUCGCAAGAAGAUCUGCAGAGACCUGGAAGUGUUGGCCAGCAAGAAGCAAGUCAACCCAUGGAAGAAACACGCCAACAUUCCUCUGUGAAACACACCCAGAACCAUUCCCACACAAACACACGCUCCGAGAGGCAACUUGCCGUGGGAUCCUUUUCUUUGUGUCGGGUCAACAUCCAAAUAAACCGCUGCGAUGAUGACUUUGGGGGCCGGCCAAGCAGAUGUUAGUCGUCAUAUUUAAUGGCUUCUCAUUGUCGUUGAUUUUAAAACUGUCAGUUACCACACCACUAAAAGCAGCACAUGGAGAAACACUCCCCGAUUUUGUUCAUGCUUGAAAAGCGGCUCCAGAUUCCCCCAAAUUUUGCUCCAAUCUCACUGCAUAUAUAUUUUUUUUAAACUGUAAAAAAAAAAAGUGUGUGUCAUCCUUGAGCGUUGAGAAAUAUUUCAGGAUUUAGGGGGAAAAUAUUGCCGCGCUAAACAAAAUCGGGACGUGUGCAGUACAUUUACAUCAUGAUAUGUAAGAUGUUAAUAGGAAAACUAACAUUUCACAGCACCACUCAGUCGUGGCCAUAUUGGUCACUAUUGUUAGUAUAAUUUGAGAUACUUAUCUCAACUUAUAUCUUAAUAUGCAUCUGAAAAAAAACUACCCGGCAACAAUCAGUAUGAUUGUUUUAGCUGAAAAUGCAAAUCAUGCCGUGUUCUGUUGUCGUUUCCAAACCUUCUUGAUGGUUUUUUUCGAUGCGAUCCCUCGUGUUCGACGUCCUCCGCUAGGGUCAAGAAGAAAAAAUUCUCAAAAAACCUGGAUCUGUGCCUUUUCUCUCUCUGGCAGUCUCUGUUCUGCCCUCUGUAAAAUAAAUGAAAUCAUCACCA